Molecule: messenger RNA, 6969 nt
Organism: Caenorhabditis bovis
Lineage: Eukaryota; Metazoa; Nematoda; Chromadorea; Rhabditida; Rhabditidae
Source: the annotation of a GenBank genome assembly
AUGAUUAAUCGACGAAUAUUCACGACGGCUUCACGUCGACGCAAAAGAAUUGCGCCGUUUAGAUUAUUUCAAUUUAUUCUGUUUUUAUCAAUUGGCGUGUUCGUCGAUGCUCAAUUGGUGCUGGGAAAACCGCCGGUGUUCACGUCGGCGGCAUCGGCGGGAAUUAGAUCAGUUAAUGAAGGAGAAACGAUAAUUGUCAAAUGUGACGAGUCGCCGCUCGCCGAAUCAUUUGAAUGGCGCGUUGAUGAUGCGAACGGCGUCCUCGUGAGCGCAUCUCGGAGCAUUGAACUGACAGCGGCUCGCGGAAACGACGCGAAACAAUAUCGGUGCGUAGCGAGGAACUCGGUGGCGACGGCAAUUUCGUCGCCGACGAUUAUUCGAUCGAAAUACCUCGACGAUUUUGAUGGUUCCGAUGAAUCGAUUCAAUAUGAGAUCAGCACCGGUAUUGGACGGCAUUUUGUGUUGCGUCGGCCCAAGCUGAUCGCCUCCGAAGGGUUGGACGUGAAUUAUUCAUGGUUCAAGGAUGACUCGCAACAGGUGACCUCGAACGGCACACAUUUUGUGACUAGUGAAGGGGACCUUGUCGUCACAGAUGUCCGAAAAUCGGAUUUCGGAGAAUAUAAAUUGAUUGCGAACAGCGAUGAUUUGUCCGAGAUUGUUUCCAAAGCGUACAUUGUCACCGAUAAUGGAAUGAGCCCGCCUCUUCAAAAUUCGUUGUCCAUCAUUUAUUGGCCAUCUGAUCGCACUAUUGUUGAGUCGAAGAUGCCGAAAGAUGUUCAUUUCGAUUGCUCAACGUCGUUUGGUAGCGGUGAUGACGUCAGAAUCAAUUGGUUUUUGGAUGAAGUGCCUAUCAGUGGAUCUGAAAUUGGUGUCAAAAUGACACUGAACAAUCGAAGAUUGACGAUAUCCAAUCCUAGCGGAUUCAGUAAAGGAGAGCAUAAGCUCGAGUGUAAAGCAGAUGCCUCAAUGGGAAGAACGUUUGACAAGAAGGCUACAUAUUUCACAUUUAUCGAGCAUCCAGUUCUUAAAGAUCUUCCAUCAGAAGUGCGUCGUCCGAUUCGUGGUUCGGUGAGCCUGAAAUGCGGAUUGAAGCGCAAUAAGGGCCAGAAUAAUGCAUCGAUCAAGUGGUUCAAGAAUGGUGUACCGUUUGCCACCAAUCGCGGACGCCUCGUUAUCAACAGCAUUGAGCAGGAGGACUAUGGAUUAUAUCAAUGCGAGGGUAUUAAUGAAGCUGGAGCAGAUAUCAAGUCGGUCUGGCUUGCCGAAGGAAAUGAUGACGCAUCCAUAGCUUUCUCCGAGGAUCCAAUUAAAUCUGGAGAAGAUGAACUUCCAAUUCCACAACGACCUCGAAGCUCGGAAGAAUUCCCAGCGAUGCUUAUAAAAUCACCAAAAGAUGCUACGGUUGCCUCGGGAACUGCCAGAGUAACUUUGGAAUGUGUUGCGAGUGGAAAUCCGCAGCCAAGACUAAUGUGGUACUUUAAUGGACACGAAAUACACACUGGAAACUCGAAAUAUGACGUUACCUCCGAUGGGUUGAUUAUAAAUGAUGUCCGAAAGUCGGAUGAAGGAGAAUAUACAUGUGAGAUUGCUGGAAUGAACUCGGCGGAGAGCAAAUCGACUGCCGUUCUUAAUGUCACCGGCGAUAAUCUCAUUGAGUAUGGACCAACGGACCAGAAAAGUUUAAUAGGUACGAAUGUGGAAUUUUCGUGCGAAGUUGCCAAGGAGUACGCACGAAGAGCAGUUGUCGAUUGGUUUCUAAACGAUGAGCUGUUGUCGAAAAAUGGAAACAGUGGAUUGAGAAUCUCGAGGAAUCGGAAAGGCAGCUUAAUUAUUCGGCAUGUCGGGCCUGAUAAUACUGGCGAAUAUCGAUGUGUGGUACGCGUUGAUGGAAGAGAAGAAAGCGCAAGUGCGAUGCUCCAAAUAAUUGAGAAGCCCGCAAUGCCGGAACGAGUCCGUGCUGAACUCCACAACGAGACGAUGCCAGCAAAAGUGCGCGUCCUAUGGAGUGAAGGAUUCGACGGGAACGAGCCAAUUAUAAAACACGCAAUUGAAAUGAGAACCCUUGGACCAACCGGACUCUGGAGUGACUGGCAAUCUGUUAUUGAUAAUAUUCCAAAGGAGGAGGGAAAACCGUGCUGUUUUGCCGAUAUUGAAGAUAUUCGACCAUCUUCAACCGCUGAGUUUCGUGUUAUUGCUUCGAAUAAGCACGGUCCUGGAAAAGCGUCGCUGUCGUCGAACUCUGUCACAAUGCCCCAACAGCCUCCGUCUGCGGCUCCUCGCAACGUUGCGGCAUCGGCGAGAUCUUCUCAUAGUGUUAUUGUGCAGUGGCAGCAACCAAAAGAAGAACAGGCGACUGGAGAUGUUUUGGGAUAUGUGGUUCGCUACAGACUUGCUGGUUACAGCUCUUUGCCGUGGAAUGAACGAAAUCUCACCACAAAAGAUGCAAGGAAUGCGGUUAUCGACAAUUUGAUCACCUGGAGGGAGUACGAAGUUCAAGUUGCGGCAUACAACAAGCGAGGUCUUGGAGUGUUCAGCGAAAGCAUUGAAGUGACAACAUCCGAAGGCGUUCCAACGCAAGCUCCGAAGAACGUGAAAGUCAAAAUUCUCAACUCAACAGCAGUAUCAGUUGACUUCACCGCUCCUGAUCAGCAGAGAAUCCCGGGAGUCAAUCUAGGAUACAAAGUUCAAUUUUGGGACGGUGAGCCCGAAAAGGGAAAACUCUAUAAGGAAGUGCUGCUUGAUCCCGAUCGUCGGCAAUUGAGUACAGUCGUCACCGAUUUGGAGAAGUUUGGACACUACAAUCUAACCGUGUUGUGUUUUACGACACCUGGAGACGGUCCCAAGUCGAAUCCUGUCGCUGUUAUUACUGAUGAAGAUACGCCUGAUGGAGUUGAUUCGUUGAGUAUAGCAGAGGUGAUGUACAAUGGGGCAGUGAUAACAUGGAAUCCGCCGCUUCAUGAGAACGGAGUUAUCACAAAGUAUACGAUCCGACAUUGGGCAGCGUCAUCACCUGACGUCAAGACGAAACAUGAAGUAGAUGGCAAGACCUUGAACUUUACCAUUGAAGGCCUUCAACCGUCUACGCGAUAUGGCGUUGAUGUAAUGGCUUCUACGAAGAAGGGAGACGGACCUGUUGAAGAGACGAAAUUUGAAAGCGGAGUUCCUCCAGAGCUUCCCGGAAGACCUUCUUCGCUUUCGAUUGGAGAUAUCACUGCAACAACGGUUCAACUUCAUUUCACUCCUGGAUUCGAUGGUCACACCGCUAUUCGACAGUGGAUUGUGGAGGCGAGAAUAGUGGAUUCGAGCGUUUUCACCCAUAUAUUCAAUAUUAGUGCUCCAAAAGCGCGAUCGAUUACGGUAACUGGGUUGAGACCUUACACCGAAUACCAGCUUCGCCUAAUCGCUGAGAACGUGAAAGGGCGUGGAGCUCCGUCAGAACCAAGCCGCUCAUUCGAGACACUUCAAACCAAUCCGGCAACUCCAAGUCAACGAUUGUUCGCUGAGCCAGUGUCAGCGACAUCCAUUGGAGUAUCGUGGACGCCGCUUCUUGCCACACAAUGGAACGGACAGCCGAAGGGAUACUUGAUUGUUUAUCGCGAGAAUGGUGAAGAGGAUUGGAAGGAGAUUCGAACACCAGCUCUUAGAGCCAGUGAAUAUACAAUUACGGAACUGAGGCCUUACACUGACUAUGAAGUUAAUGUGUUUUCGGAGAAUGCAUUCGGAAGGAGCGUACCCACCGAUGCAGUAACGGCCAGAACGUAUGAAAGCGUUCCAUCCGGUGCUCCAAGAAGUUUGAAAGCUACCGUCGAUGGGCCGAAAGCGGUUAUCGUCAAAUGGGAACCGGUUGCUGAGCUUUCAACUAACGGAGAAGUCAUUGGAUAUAAGAUACGAGUGGUUCCCGACAUUGAUAUGCCUGAUGAAAUCAAGGAAGUCGAUGUUCCCGGGCAAGCUACCCUCAUGACAAAAGUGACCAAUCUCAGACCAUUCACCAAAUAUCAUGUGUACGCUUCGGCUUAUACGAUUGUUGGUUAUGGUCCAGAGAAUUCGAUGCCAGUGGCGUUUGAAACGCUUGAAGACGUGCCAACCCCUCCCGGCUCAUUCCAAUGUUCCUAUGUUAGUGAGAGUGAAGUCAGAUUGAAAUGGGUUCCACCAGCAUCUCCAAAUGGAAAAAUUCUGAACUACAUUGUCUCAUAUUGGAAAUCGCAUGAGCCUCGAACCAUGGCGAUCGACGCUCCGCUUCUUGGAAAUUUGCUAAUGUUCUCGGCGACGAGUCUAAAUCCCAACACCCAGUACACCUUUGCGAUUAAAACGGUGAACAGUAAAGGCGAAAGUGAAGAGGCUCUUGCCGAGGUGAUGACGUCGUCUGUCAGAGUUCCAAUUCGAAAUCCGCCAGUACCCGCGAGAGAUCAACAAUCGCAGUAUGGGGCCACAGAAAUUGUCAUUCGUUGGGACGCCACCAGCGAUGCGAUGGCAAUGAAACAGAUGAUGGCGCAGGAUGCGGAAAGUCCAAUUCGAUCAGUUCAAGUGUCGUAUCAGAAAGCCAAUGACGAUGAAUGGACAAUGGUUGACAAUAAGUUUGAGUACUCGAAGCAUCGUGGUGUGAUUAAAAGACUGUCGCCGAAUUCGAAGUACCGCUUCCGAAUUCGAUAUAUUGGUGAUUUUUUGGAAUCGUCGUGGUCAUCGGAAUCCGAAUGGAUGCAAACUAUGCCUGCACCGCCGAUUGCUCAACCGAUUGCUGUAAAAGCGACACCAUAUGAGACUUCGAGUUUGCUCUUGGAAUGGACUGUUCCUCAUCGAUCGACAUGGAAUAGCGAUUCUGUUGGAUACCACAUUCAUUAUCGUGAAUAUCCGUCCAAUGACAGCUGGUCGACGAAUGAAAUUGAGCUUCGCGAUGAUCACGCUGAGAAGGAGAAGAUAAUAUUGGAGAAGCUUGAAAGCUUCCGGCAUUAUAUUGUUAGGAUGAGAAUGUUCAAUUCGGAGGGAGAAGGCCCAUUCUCAACGCCGGUAUUUGUUUAUGUUGGGUAUUCAAUACCAAAAAAAAAUGUUACAAAUGUUCGCAGCGAACCUUUAUCAUCAUCGUCUAUUAGAGUGAAAUGGGAUGCUUGGCCGAAAGACGAAUCCGAAGUUAUAACAUCUUUCAAGGUUCGCUACAUUCCCGUUCUUUCGGUGCUUUCGCCGGUUGUAGUUGAAGAAGAAGUGAUGAUUGUGGAUACUAACGAAUGUGUUUUAAACGAUUUACGCAAAUUCACGGAAUAUCAGAUAUCAAUUUCACCUUAUAAUCGAGCCGGUGAGGGAAAAAUGACGCAGAUUCGAGAAAAGACUUUAGAAGACGUUCCGGGACCGGUUGGAGCGAUUCGCUUUACCGAUAUACUCUUGGACUCGGUUAAAGUCUCUUGGGAUCCGCCUAGUCAGCCUAACGGCAUCGUAACUGGUUACAUUGUCAACUACAAGGGUUUCCGGAUGCAAGAGGAGUUCAAGAAUGAAGAUCAGAUGAGAACGACGAAAAAUGUCUUCGAAGCUACCAAUUUGGCGGAAGGUGUUACCUACUUCUUUAGUGUAUGGGCUGAAACAUCCGCAGGGAAAGGAGAAUCCAGAUCAUCGAAUGUUACGAUUGGACCAAGUCGUGACGGACCUCCGGCUCCUUCGAAGCCGAUAGUUGUUCCUGGACAAUCAUCGGUUACAAUUCAAUGGAAAGAUUUACCGGCGUCAGAUAUUGUCGGGCAUCUCAUCCAGGCGAAAAGAGUGUCAGUGGCUGAAGAAACACCAAAUGGAUACGUCUCGCAGCGCCCAAGGAUUCAGAAGAGAGCGCAAGCGGCUCCGGCGAACGCGAAUCGCCCGAUACACCCAAUUGGUGAAUGGGUCACCUUGCAGCCAGUGGAUGGAACAACGGAAAAAGAGCAAGUUUCAUAUCGUGAUCUUCAACCGUCGAGCUUUUACGUGUUUCGAGUGUUUGCUAGAAACGCGAGAGGUGUUGGCAUGGGAAGCGCUGAAUCGGAGCAAUUAUUCGUUCCUGAAUCGAUUCCGGAUGAUCCAUUCUACACAGCUUGGUGGUUCAUGGCUCUCCUUGUAAUGGCUGCAUUCGUCCUCAUUGUGGUAUUUAUUGCAAUUCUUUGCGUCACCGGUUCUACAGCGAAAUACCGGCGAGAGAAGCGGGCCCGAUCAAUCGAUAGUUUGCAACUUGCCGAUGGGAACUUCGCGUCGUUCCAGUUGAAGGGCACCGGUGCCGCUGGUAAUAUCACAAGGUCGCGCGGUGAGCUACCGACAAGACCGGGAACCACUCAAUCGUGGCUAUCGGAUCAGUCGCGCGAGCCGCCGGCAUAUGGAAGCGUCCUUGGCGAUGGGCCCAACUCGCAGCGGACCAACAACAGUGCGGGAUUGAUGAACAUGUACGGGUUGGCGACGGACGUGAUGCCGCCGCUACCGAAUGCGGAAGCGAUGCAACGGCUGUCAGCGUUGGUCGGCCGAGACGUGCGUGGUGGCGGAAGUGUUUACGUGACAUCGUCGGCGAGAGGAUCGGAUAACGGGCGAAAUGAAUAUAUGGCGACGAGAAGCGAUUAUGGCAACCGAUCGGAGUACGGCCGAAUUGAAUAUAACGGUCGGGUGCCAUCAACAGUGACAAGUGGAUCUCAUCAGCAACAGCAGAGGCUCAGCGACGAGCCCUAUGAUUCUUUCGAUGAAGAAGAUGGAGUAGAAAGUGUCGAUGGUUCAACAAUCCGUGGAGAUUCUAGGAGACCAUCCGCUGGUCAAGAUCCAUCAGAUGAUAUUGCCAAGCAUUAUGGAUCAACAGAUCAGUAUCGAGACACUUGGAGGAAGGUGCGAGAUACGGAAGCUGUACGAGGUCCAAUACUAUCGCACUUACCAGGCAGCGCUGCUGGAAGAUCGUCGACGACCGAAAGCACGAGCGAAGGUGGAAGCAAUUGGCCGCACACGCCGAAUCCGUUGAACACGGGAUUUUCGAGUUUUGUAUAG